GUGGGUAGGAGACGGCCGUCGACGGAGGCGCCAUUUUGUGAGGCGGCCGUACCCUGUUGGAAUCCCUUGGCAGAAAACCGCUACUGCUGCUACUUCCGUCCUUCCUGGAGGAAAAACAAAAUUUGAACCUUUUGGAGCAGUGUGCUAGAUCUUCAGCAGGACAAUGGGUUCAGACAAACGAGUGAGUAGAACAGAACGCAGUGGAAGAUACGGAUCCAUCAUAGACAGGGAUGAUCGUGAUGAGCGUGAAUCCAGAAGCAGGAGGAGGGACUCAGAUUACAAAAGAUCUAGUGAUGAUCGGAGGGGUGAUAGAUAUGAUGACUACCGAGACUAUGACAGUCCAGAGAGAGAACGUGAAAGAAGGAACAGUGACCGAUCCGAAGAUGGCUACCAUUCAGAUGGUGACUAUGGCGAGCAUGACUAUAGGCAUGACAUCAGUGAUGAGAGGGAGAGCAAGACCAUCAUGCUUCGCGGCCUUCCCAUCACCAUCACGGAGAGCGAUAUUCGAGAAAUGAUGGAAUCCUUUGAAGGCCCUCAGCCUGCGGACGUGAGGCUGAUGAAGAGGAAAACAGGUGUAAGCCGUGGUUUCGCCUUCGUGGAGUUUUAUCACUUGCAAGAUGCUACCAGCUGGAUGGAAGCCAAUCAGAAAAAGCUGGUGAUUCAAGGAAAGCAUAUUGCAAUGCAUUAUAGCAAUCCCAGACCUAAGUUUGAAGAUUGGCUUUGUAACAAGUGCUGCCUUAACAAUUUCAGGAAAAGACUAAAAUGCUUCCGAUGUGGAGCAGACAAGUUUGACUCUGAACAGGAAGUGCCCCCUGGAACCACAGAAUCAGUUCAGUCUGUAGAUUACUACUGCGAUACAAUCAUACUUCGAAACAUAGCUCCACACACUGUGGUGGAUUCCAUCAUGACAGCACUGUCUCCCUACGCGUCCUUAGCUGUCAAUAACAUUCGCCUCAUAAAAGACAAACAGACCCAGCAGAACAGAGGCUUCGCAUUUGUGCAGCUGUCUUCUGCAAUGGAUGCUUCUCAGCUGCUUCAGAUACUACAGAGUCUCCAUCCUCCUUUGAAAAUUGAUGGCAAAACUAUUGGGGUUGAUUUUGCAAAAAGUGCCAGAAAAGACUUGGUCCUCCCAGAUGGUAACCGGGUCAGUGCUUUCUCCGUGGCUAGUACAGCCAUUGCUGCCGCUCAGUGGUCUUCCACCCAGUCUCAGAGUGGCGAAGGAGGCAAUGUUGACUACAGUUACCUACAGCCAGGCCAAGAUGGCUACACCCAGUAUGCUCAGUACUCACAGGAUUACCAACAGUUUUAUCAGCAACAGGCUGGAGGAUUGGAAUCGGAUGCAUCAUCUGCAUCAGGCACAGCAGUGACCACCACCUCAGCGGCUGUAGUAUCUCAGAGUCCCCAGCUAUAUAAUCAGACCUCCAAUCCACCCGGCUCUCCGACUGAGGAAGCACAGCCUAGCACUAGCACAAGUACACAGGCCCCAGCCGCUUCCCCCACUGGUGUAGUUCCUGGUACCAAAUAUGCAGUGCCUGACACGUCCACUUACCAGUAUGAUGAAUCUUCAGGAUAUUACUAUGAUCCGACAACAGGGCUGUACUAUGACCCCAACUCGCAGUACUACUACAAUUCCUUAACCCAGCAGUACCUGUACUGGGAUGGAGAGAAGGAGACUUACGUGCUGGCUGCAGAGUCUAACUCCCACCAGCAGACGGGCCUACCUCCUGUAAAAGAGGGGAAGGAAAAGAAGGAGAAACCCAAGAGCAAAACAGCACAGCAGAUUGCCAAAGACAUGGAACGCUGGGCUAAGAGUUUAAACAAGCAGAAAGAAAAUUUUAAAAACAGCUUUCAACCUGUCAAUUCUUUGAGGGAAGAAGAAAGGAGAGAAUCUGCUGCAGCAGAUGCUGGCUUUGCUCUCUUUGAGAAGAAGGGAGCCUUAGCAGAAAGGCAGCAGCUCAUCCCCGAAUUGGUGCGAAAUGGAGAUGAGGAGAAUCCCCUCAAAAGGGGUCUGGUUGCUGCUUACAGUGGUGACAGUGACAAUGAAGAGGAGCUGGUGGAGAGACUUGAGAGUGAAGAAGAAAAGCUGGCCGACUGGAAGAAGAUGGCCUGCCUGCUCUGCCGGCGCCAGUUCCCAAACAGAGAUGCCCUGGUCAGGCACCAGCAGCUCUCAGACCUACACAAGCAAAAUAUGGACAUCUACCGACGAUCCAGGCUGAGCGAGCAGGAGCUGGAAGCCUUGGAGCUGAGGGAGAGAGAGAUGAAAUACCGGGAUCGAGCUGCAGAAAGACGGGAGAAGUACGGCAUUCCAGAACCUCCAGAACCUAAGCGCAAGAAGCAGUUUGAUGCUGGCACUGUGAAUUACGAGCAGCCCACCAAAGAUGGCAUUGACCACAGUAACAUUGGCAACAAGAUGCUGCAGGCCAUGGGUUGGCGGGAAGGCUCAGGUUUGGGAAGAAAGUGUCAAGGCAUCACAGCCCCCAUUGAGGCUCAAGUCCGGCUAAAAGGAGCUGGCCUAGGAGCCAAAGGCAGCGCAUACGGACUGUCUGGUGCAGAUUCCUACAAAGAUGCUGUCCGGAAGGCCAUGUUUGCCCGGUUCACUGAGAUGGAGUGAGACUCAGAGAGAGGAUGAGAGAGAGAAAGAGAGAGAGAGAGAGAGGGAGAGAGAGGGAGGGAGGGAGAGAGGGAUGACAAGGAGCUCCAGAGAGCACAAGGAGUGCUCCAUCUCUUGAAUUCACUCUGACCACCUUUCUCGUUAAGGGCAUGCCUUGUGCUGUUAAUAGUUUUUAGGGCAAACCACUUCAUUCUGCAAGGUUCUCCCACUUAAAGGAGUUCCCCUAGUAUGGGUUAUCUGGUGAAUGGCCUGCCUUCCUGCCAGAGGGCUUGUGAGCUGGCCAAGGGGACAGUGGGUCUUUUAUACUUAAGUGUACAUAGUGUAAUUGUAGUGUGUUUUACAUGUGUAGCCUAUGUUGUGGUCCAUCAGCCCCUUACAUUCCUAGGGGGUAUUGAGAUGCCCUAGGGUGGUAUGUAACACCAAAGCCGCCUGUCAUUUGUUGUGCUGUCUUUUCUCGGCAAAAGCCUUGUGUAUAUUUGUAUAUUACACAUUUGUACAGAAUUUUGGAAGAUUUUCAGUCUAGUUGCCAAAUUGGGCUCCUUUACAAAAGAAAUACCUU
Kogia breviceps (pygmy sperm whale) is the source of this 3170-nucleotide messenger RNA. RefSeq names its product RNA binding motif protein 5 (gene RBM5). Gene Ontology annotation, cellular component: nucleus. The record is from RefSeq and is a predicted model, not a curated record. Gene Ontology annotation, biological process: mRNA splicing, via spliceosome. NCBI's taxonomy places the organism in Eukaryota, Metazoa, Chordata, Mammalia, Artiodactyla, Physeteridae. Gene Ontology annotation, molecular function: RNA binding.